AUGCCCUAUGAGCCCCUUCCCUCACUCUUCCCGAUCACUCUCGAGGAGGCGGAGGAGGAGGAGGAGGUGGUCGCACCUCCUGCUAUGCCCUAUGUCCCUACCUCGGUCCCCACCCCUCCUCCGCCUUCAGUCUACCCGCCUUCUUCCUCCUCACCCCCCUUGGCUUCCCCUAGUCCUCCUGGUAUUCCAUCUCCCCUUCCACCCUCCAUCCCUCCUGCACCUGCUCCGCCCUCCUCUUCGUCUUCCAUGGCGCCGCCCGUUGGUGGGGGGGGGAUGGAGGUGCCACCGUCUGUGGAGAUCACCGACGGGCAGCGCCUUGAGACUGAGCAGCUGCAGGACGAGAGCAGUAUGGAUGGAGUACAGCAGACAGGGGAGCAGCAGAUUGGGGAGCAGCAGAUAGGGGAGCAGCAGAGUGGGGAGCAGCAGAUAGAGGAGGAGCGGAUUGAGGAGCAGCAGAUGGUGGACCAGCAGCUAGGGGAGCAGCAGACAGGGGAACCGCAGACAGGGGAGCAGGAGAUGUGGGGAAUUAGAGAUGGUGGUCGUGUGUUGGUUUCUGGGACGACCACUGCACCAGUGCGUCGCUCCACUCGCAUCACUCGUGGUGUCCCGCCUGUGUGUGCAUGGUCCACCAAAUCAUGUGUGAAGCAGCACAAGGAGCUGACCACACCACGAAUCCCCUCCUGGGUGGCAUAUGACAUCAUGACAGCCAGCUCUCAGCAGUUUGGUCAUAUCGUCAUGCUAUCCCCUUCAUCUCAUCAUGCAUGCUAUCCCCUUCAUCUCAUCAUGCAUGCUAUCCCCUUCAUCUCAUCAUGCAUGCUAUCCCCUUCAUCUCAUGAUGCAUGCUAUCCCCUUCAUCUCAUCAUGCAUGCUAUCCCCUUCAUCCCAUCAUGCAUGCUAUCCCCUUCAUCCCAUCAUGCAUGCUAUCCCCUUCAUCCCAUCAUGCAUGCUAUCCCCUUCAUCCCAUCAUGCAUGCUAUCCCCUUCAUCCCAUCAUGCUGUUCCCCUUGGCAACAUACAUAAACCUCGUGCACCAACCAAGUGUUCUUCCUCCCUAUCAUGGAUCCUCCUUCUCUUCCCACCAUCACCUUGA
This is a messenger RNA of Closterium sp. NIES-65, 1089 nucleotides long. NCBI's taxonomy places the organism in Eukaryota, Viridiplantae, Streptophyta, Zygnematophyceae, Desmidiales, Closteriaceae. The record is from the annotation of a GenBank genome assembly.